GCAUCGCCGGCGACUGGCGACUCCAAGAGCUCCUCUUCCUUUGCACCUCCCUUCUUCUUCUCUCGCACUGUUUCUGAGGUUCUGCAAGAAGUAAACAUGUCAGUUCUUAUUGAGACGAGCCUUGGAGAUAUAGUAAUUGAUCUUUACCCGAAUAAAUGCCCUUUGACCUGCAAGAACUUCCUCAAGCUUUGCAAGAUCAAGUACUACCAUGGGUGCCUUUUUCACACUGUGCAAAAAGAUUUCACUGCACAGACGGGUGACCCAACUGGUACGGGAGCUGGUGGAGAUUCAAUCUACAAAUUUCUGUACGGUGAGCAGGCUCGUUUUUUCCGCGAUGAGAUUCAUCUUGAUUUAAAACAUUCAAAGACCGGCACUGUUGCAAUGGCCAGUGGGGGAGAAAAUCUCAAUGCUUCCCAGUUCUAUUUCACACUUCGUGAUGAUUUGGACUAUCUUGACGGGAAACACACUGUGUUUGGGGAGAUUGCCGAGGGGUUUGACACUUUGACUAGGAUAAACGAAGCUUAUGUUGAUGGAAAGAACAGACCCUAUAAAAACAUUAGAAUCAAGCACACACAUAUAAUUGAUGAUCCAUUUGAUGAUCCUCCACAGCUGGCUGAGAUGAUACCAGAUGCUUCCCCCGAAGGAAAACCGAAGGAAGAGGUCGAAGAUGAUGUGCGACUUGAAGAUGAUUGGGUUCCAAUGGAUGAAGAACUUGGUGUUCAGGAACUGGAGGAGGUUAUCCGCGAAAAGGCUGCCCAUUCUAGUGCUGUUGUACUUGAAAGUAUAGGAGAUAUCCCUGAGGCUGAGGUAAAACCUCCUGACAAUGUGCUGUUCGUCUGCAAACUGAAUCCUGUGACUGAGGAUGAGGACCUCCAUACCAUUUUUUCACGCUUUGGAACUGUUGUAUCGGCUGAUGUAAUCCGGGAUUUCAAGACAGGUGACAGUUUGUGCUAUGCUUUUAUAGAGUUUGAGAACAAGGAGGCAUGCGAACAAGCGUAUUUUAAGAUGGACAAUGCUCUGAUCGAUGAUAGACGAAUACAUGUGGAUUUCAGUCAGAGUGUGUCCAAGCUUUGGUCACAGUUCCGGCAGAAAGACUCCCAAAAGGGUAAAGGGAAUGGGUGUUUCAAAUGUGGCUCGACGGAUCAUAUUGCCAAGGACUGUGUGGGUGGUAAUCAGUCUUCAAAGUUCAUUGUAAAAGAUCAAAACAGACAGCACGGAGGAGGUGAAGGCUAUGAUAUGGUGUUUGAGGGUGAUAUGCCUGAAAUCCCCAAGAGAGAGCAUAGUCAUGAGAGGGAGAGGAGUGAGAAGAUUCAGAGGAGAAGUCACAGAGAUGAAGUUGGCGAUGGUAGAAGACAGCAUGAUCGGGAAGACGCACGAGAAAUGGAGAGGAAACACAGAGAGAGGAAAGAAAGAGAGAGUAGGGAAGAUGAAGACAGAAGAAGAAGAAAACGCCGAGAAGAGAUUCGAGAUAAAGAGAGUCGAAGAGAGAGAGACGAUGAUGAUCAUCGGAGUCAUAGAGAUUAUAAAGAGAGUCGAAGAGAGAGAGACGAUGAUGAUCAUCGGAGUCAUAGAGAUUAUAAAGAGAGGAGAAGAGAGAGAGACGAUAGACAUGGAAGAGACGCGAGACAUGAGAGAAGGGAUAGGUGAAGAAAGCAUGGGCAUGUCUUGUUUGUGCUCUAUGCGUUUAGUGUUUAGGUGACUUUGUAUUAGUGAAUUUUUCAACUCUGGAGAGAUGUAUCUUGUUGAGUUUUUUGACUAGUGAACUUCUUAGUUCUUUUCUCUAUUAAGUUCUGAUCCAUUGGAGAUGAGGCGGUUUUAAACAUGACUACUAGUACUAAAUUUGCUUUGGUCUC
This is a messenger RNA of Arabidopsis arenosa, 1853 nucleotides long. The record is from the annotation of a GenBank genome assembly. NCBI's taxonomy places the organism in Eukaryota, Viridiplantae, Streptophyta, Magnoliopsida, Brassicales, Brassicaceae.